This is a messenger RNA of Penicillium verhagenii, 759 nucleotides long. RefSeq names its product 60S ribosomal protein eL8. Gene Ontology annotation, cellular component: ribonucleoprotein complex. Gene Ontology annotation, biological process: ribosome biogenesis. NCBI's taxonomy places the organism in Eukaryota, Fungi, Ascomycota, Eurotiomycetes, Eurotiales, Aspergillaceae. The record is from RefSeq and is a predicted model, not a curated record. The transcript has 2 exons. Bases 1 to 759 code for a protein of 252 amino acids.
AUGCCCUACCCCCAGGGUAAGGCCGCUGGUUCCAAGAAGGCCGCUAAGAACCCUCUCUUCGAGAAGCGUUCCCGCAACUUCGGUAUUGGCCAGGACAUCCAGCCCAAGCGCAACUUGGCCCGCUUCGUCAAGUGGCCCGAAUAUGUCCGCCUCCAGCGCCAGAAGAAGAUUCUGAACAUGCGCUUGAAGGUUCCUCCUUCAAUUGCCCAGUUCCAGAGCACCCUGGACCGCAACACCGCUGCCCAGACCUUCAAGCUCCUUUCCAAGUACCGCCCUGAGACCAAGGCCGAGAAGAAGGAGCGUCUCGUCCAGGAGGCUACCGCCGUCGCUGAGGGAAAGAAGAAGGAGGAUGUCUCCAAGAAGCCCUACCACGUCAAGUACGGUCUCAACCACGUCGUUGGCCUUGUUGAGAACAAGAAGGCUUCCCUCGUCCUGAUCGCCCACGACGUUGACCCCAUUGAGUUGGUUGUCUUCCUCCCCGCUCUCUGCCGCAAGAUGGGUGUCCCCUACGCCAUUGUCAAGGGCAAGGCCCGUCUCGGUACGGUCGUCCACAAGAAGACCUCCGCCGUUCUGGCCCUGACUGAGGUCCGCUCCGAGGACAAGACUGAGUUCUCCAAGCUCCUCUCCACCAUCAAGGAGGGUUACACCGACAAGUACGAGGAGACCCGCCGCCACUGGGGUGGUGGCAUCAUGGGCGCCAAGGCCAACGCCCGCACCGAGAAGAAGCGCAAGGCUGCUGAGAGCGCCAUCAAGGUCUAA